AUGGACACAUCUCCAGAUUUCUCGGGCCACGAGGUCAACGCCCACAACGAAACCACGAUAUCUCGAAUCCCCAAGAUCCUUCCACACGAGCGCGUGUUCCCUAUACAAAUUGGCACCGAGCUAUUCAAGCUUUCCGGAGCCUCUCUCUCCUCUGACGCUCCUUCUUACUUUUCGCAAUACUUCCUCUGCCAACUCAAGACCGCCGAAAGCAAUGGCGAGGACCCCACCACUGCCAUCCGCACCCUCUACAUCGACCGCGACCCCGAGACAUUCCGAGACAUUACCCUUCAUCUGCAAGGCUACCAUGUCCAGCCCCGCGAUGGCACGCACUUUGUGAGGCUAUUUGCCGAUGCGCAAUUCUACAAUUUGCCCAAGUUGAUAUCACAGCUCUACGAAGAGUCCAUCUUUAUAUGCAUUGGCCACCGCGAAUUCCAAAUCCCCCGCGACAUCUUCAGCGACCCCGGCAACUCGCCCAACUUCUUCUCCCUCGGCUUCGGCGCCUUCUUCUCCAACCCCACAGACCUGUUCCCCGGCCUCGACCGCGAAGGCCUAAUACGCCCGCCCUCCAUCCUCCCGCCCUCCGUACCCCACCGAUCCGCCGACACCUUCGCCGAGAUCCUCCAGCUUCUCAAGGGUUACCCCGUCCACAUCCGUAACGACGCCCACCGCGCCGAGCUGCUCCGCGACUGCCGUUACUUCAACUUUAAGGGCCUCGAGCAGAGGCUCAUCCCACACCACAUCAGCUUCAACCAAACCCGCCAGAAGAAGGAGAUCGUGAUACGCGUAGAAGACAUCCUCAAGAGCGGCAUCAGCAUCCUCAAGGAGGGACCCGCGACCCCCGCCGAUUCCCCCGUUGCUUGGGUCAACUAUGCCCGGCCUUUCGUCGACGACCAGGCUUCCGAGCUGGUCCUCGAGAUCGGCGGCGAGACUACGCGGCUCCAUUUUAUCGCCUCCGUGGCGCGGGCCGAGUUUUUCGGUGAGGUUCGCACGAGGGUGACGCGCCUCUUCGAGGUCAUCGCCACGAAGCUGAACCUGCCGCCAACCACGCGUCCGCUGGGCCUCCUCAUGGCCACAGGCGGCGCAAACAGCCAGCCGGCGUCGCCCGGGAGCACGCCUCUCAGCGGUGACGACUUCGUCAGCGUGGUGAUCGAGCCUGAGACCGCCAUCACGCUGGACGGCCAGCCCUACAGCCAAGCAGACCUCGACGCCAACGCUGCUGCCGUACCCUUCGCGGAGUGGAUCGUGAGGAGGGGUCAGUGGAGGCUGAGGAUACAAGGGUCGACGACGAAUCCGAAGAGUUCGUUGGAGUGUGUGCUUUUGGCUGUGAAGCUUGAUGCGAUGACUUCGGAGAGGGGCAGGAAUGAUGCGCGGGGGUUCUUGAAUUCUUAG
Messenger RNA from Scedosporium apiospermum, 1389 nucleotides. RefSeq names its product BTB/POZ domain-containing protein. The coding region runs from base 1 to 1389 and encodes 462 amino acids. Gene Ontology annotation, biological process: protein homooligomerization. The record is from RefSeq and is a predicted model, not a curated record. NCBI's taxonomy places the organism in Eukaryota, Fungi, Ascomycota, Sordariomycetes, Microascales, Microascaceae. The transcript has 3 exons.